This is a messenger RNA of Paramecium tetraurelia, 312 nucleotides long. RefSeq lists its product as uncharacterized. Gene Ontology annotation, cellular component: ciliary basal body; centrosome. NCBI's taxonomy places the organism in Eukaryota, Ciliophora, Oligohymenophorea, Peniculida, Parameciidae. The record is from RefSeq and is a predicted model, not a curated record. The transcript has 2 exons.
AUGUCCAAUUAUCAAAACCUGGUUGCAGAACUCAUUGGAACUUUGGAGGACUUAAGAGAGAAGAAGGAGGAACUCAAGUGUGAAAUUUAUGAAGAGGAGGAAGAAAGAAGACGCAUUGAGAAAGAAUUGGAGAUACUCUCAGAAAGACUGGAUCGAGUUAAUGAAACAAUCAUGAGAACAGCCACUGAGAAGAGAGAAUUAGAAAAGACCAUCUAAGAAACUGAACAUACCAAAAACAAGAUUGUGGAGAGUCUCAAAACUUUGUUACAUGUCUUAUAAAAAGAAUCAUAAUAUCACAUCAAAGAACAAUGA